Molecule: messenger RNA, 1227 nt
Organism: Brassicogethes aeneus
Lineage: Eukaryota; Metazoa; Arthropoda; Insecta; Coleoptera; Nitidulidae
Source: the annotation of a GenBank genome assembly
UCGCCAACAAAAACAAAGAAAAUUGUCAAGUUGUCACUCUGAAAGUCAUGUCAUUCAAAUAAAUCCAAUAAGUUAAUCUGUAACACGUAUUGAAUGAUUAAUUUACUAAUAUUAUUAGUGAGCAAUCAAAUUCUAGUCAACAAUUCCUCACAACAAUGAGCAGAACAUCGAAACAAGGUGAAGUAUUACAGUGCCCGAUCGUGUCGUCGACAUUCGACCAUUUCCACCGUCCUUUUAUCACAAAUUUCCCGUUAAUACGUUGCAGAAAAUCCUACAGAAGUCCGCUACCUAGCAACAGAGUGUCUACGGGAAUGCCUGAGACUUCUCAAGCGCCCAAUAAUAGUUCCGGGGCUAUAUCAACAAGAAUUGCUGUCGUAUCGGUGGUGUUUAUAUUCUUGACGGCUCUGUCUAGUUUGUAUUUGGUUUACAGUAAUUUUCCGGAAGUUACAGAGGAUGAAAAACAGCAUAUAAAGUUACCGUGGAAUAUAGAGCAAGCAAAACAGUUAGGAAUAGUGUUGAAUCGUUAUAAGGCUGACCAUUACUACCAAGUUAUGUGUGGUGUUUUUGUCACAUAUAUUUUUCUACAAACUUUUGCCAUCCCAGGAUCGCUAUUUUUAUCAAUUUUAUCUGGUUACCUGUUCCCGUUCAUGCUAGCUUUAUCUCUGGUAUGCACAUGCUCAGCCUUGGGGGCCUCAUUGUGUUUCCUGCUGUCACAACUGGUGGGUCGUAAACUCGUGCAAGCCUAUUUCCCGGAGAAAGCCCGAAAAUGGGCGGUGCAAGUGGACAAACACCGCGACAACCUAUUUAACUAUGUGGUGUUCCUACGAGUGACCCCCUUCCUGCCAAACUGGUUCAUAAAUCUGACUGCGCCGGUCAUUGGCGUGCCGUUAGUGCCUUUCGCGAUGGGGACGUUCUUCGGGGUGGCGCCACCGUCGUUUAUCGCUAUACAGGGUGGUCAAACUUUACACGACAUGACUGCAAACGAUACCGCUUUUAGUUUAAGUUCUUUUGCAUGGUUGGCGGUAUUUGGGGUGGUCUCGCUCAUUCCUAUUUUGUUUAAGGGGAAACUAAAGAAUAAAAUUGAAUAAGUGCCAAUUUUUAUAUGAAUUAAGUUUUUUGUAAUUGUGUUAAAUUUUAGUCACUUUUAACAUAUUUGGCUCAAUAAAUUCCAACGCAUUUAUUAUUAUGUAAUUUUUGUUAUUUAAUUUAUAAAAAGUAUAAACCAAG